GCUGCUGAUAACCACAAAGCUGCUUUCCUCAUAUGCUGCAAGUUGAGAAUGGUGGACCAAUUAGGUCAGACAGUGUGGCCGCAUUCAGUACAAGUUGUGUAUUUGUUAAGUCAGAGCUGCUGAGGAGAAGACGCAGACAGGAUGAUGCUGUACUCUGUGAAUGUUUGCCUUCUCUGGACUCUGUGUGUGGCGCAGUUAAGCGACAUCUUUCAGCCUGUGUCUUUCCAAACUGUGACGCUCGGAGAUUCAGCCACUGUUGAGUGUCACAUGAAGAGUGACAUGCUCAGAAGAGUGUGGUACAAACUGACAAGAGGGAAGAAACUUCAGCAUGUGGCAACAUUCAACCCCAAAUAUAAUCUCAGUACAUUAGUCAAUCAAUUUGAACGCCGUCAUUCAGUCAAAUUCAACAGUGUCAGCAGUAAUCUGAGUAUAUCCGCAGCGACCUGGGAAGACACCGGGACAUACUUCUGUGGAGUUUUGACCUCAAACGAUAUUCAGUUUGGAUCAGGAACCUUUUUGAUGCUGAAAGGUGAGAACAUGAUGAGUGACUCUGUUGUCCAGCACCCAGAGUCUCUGUCAGCCCAGCCUGGAGACUCUGUGACUCUCAGCUGUUCUGUUCACACCACCCACUGUGCAGCAGAAUACACUGGUGUCAUGUGGCUGAGAAACGCUCCUCAUUCUGCUCCACAAACGAUUCACCCAUCCGGACAAAAGAACCAGAUCUGCAGGAGGACUGAGAGGACUGAGAGUGGAAACGCUACCUGUGUGUACAACCUCGUCAUGAGGAACCUCAGCUACGAGGAUGAUGGGACGUACUUCUAUGUUGCAACUGCAUGUGAACAAACAUUGUUUGGCAAUGGAACCAAACUGGAUUUGUGGGAGGACAUGGAACAACGCUCUGAAGUUAAAUCUAGUAUCAUAUUUUUGGUUCUAAUCACUGCCCUGGCUGUUUUAGUGACCUUCUUCGUGUGUGUGAUCAUCAAGAAAAUCUGCAAUCAAUGUAGAGAACUUUUCAAUCCAAACAACACCAGCGCUGAGAGUCUCAGAGAUGACGAUGUUGUCCAACGUGGAGCGUUAAGAGAGAACCAAAUCAUCAGAUCAAAAGGAAGAAGAGACGACACCUGGAGUGAAUGUGUGUACUUUGGUGUAACGCAGUAAAGCUGGGCAUGUUUUCAUUUCAAUUCCUGAAAUACAAUGACAUGGUGACAAAGUGUCAGUGUGAAUACUUUCCCUGCAAUAAAGCCACUGAACAAGCUU
Messenger RNA from Labrus bergylta (ballan wrasse), 1257 nucleotides. The record is from RefSeq and is a predicted model, not a curated record. Lineage: Eukaryota; Metazoa; Chordata; Actinopteri; Labriformes; Labridae.